Molecule: messenger RNA, 2816 nt
Organism: Lagopus muta (rock ptarmigan)
Lineage: Eukaryota; Metazoa; Chordata; Aves; Galliformes; Phasianidae
Product: protein mono-ADP-ribosyltransferase PARP14-like
Exons: 7
Coding region: 2046-2693 (215 amino acids)
Biological process (GO): negative regulation of gene expression
Cellular component (GO): nucleus; cytoplasm
Molecular function (GO): transcription corepressor activity
Source: RefSeq, a predicted model, not a curated record
CUUUUCUCUCUCAAUUACCUGCUAUUCUGUUUGGACCUGUCUCAUGGUAUGUGGCUAUGUGUUGUUCUCCAGAGAAUCUGCAGGCUGCUUGUUAUCGUAUAAAGCGUAGAGCCGUUUGCUGACAGACUCUUUUGAACGUAGCUUGUCCUGUGCAGCACCGCUUGUUUCCUGUCCUUUUCUAUUCCCUGGCAAUAAUGCAGAUGAAAGCAUAAUUAUUCUUUUAUCUUGUGAACUUGCUUGAUUCUUCCAUACGUAAGGCUCAUCUGCAGAUGGACUUGCUGCAACUUCUGCAUAGAUGUCUUCACUCUUGGAAAAGGAAUACUCUCCAUGGCUUUAGAUGCAGUCUAUGAAGAAUAAUUACGUUAGGAUUGCAUGCUGGUGAAAUUAUCCCGUGGAAAACAGAUCGGUGUUCUGCAUCCCGCUUUUUUUCAGUGUCACUUUAGAAUGGCUUUCUAUGCUUUCACUGAACUUAUUACAAGGGUUGACUGUAGUUUCCUUUUCUAGGCGUUUUCAAAUGAAUGUGAGAGACGGUGUGGCAGUGAUGUAGAUGAGGCUAGCGAAGGCACGGCUAAGUUUAUUUUCUAGAGGCUACGUUCAUGGUGGUGUAGGGUUUUCUAUUAUUAUUGGUAUUAGUUGUAUUACUAGCUUUUAAAUUUUCCAGGUAGCAUAUUCACGAUAGAUACUUAGAUAUGUGAUGAACAUGCUAUUCCCAAAGUCCAAGUGGAUGUUGUAAAGGCGGUACGCAGUAUGUAUGAGCAUAACAUCUGAAACAGUGCUGGAGAUAGCAAGGAAAAAACAUUCUUAUGAUUCAUUAUCUGGAUGUAGCGUCCACACGGUAAGGAAGCAGAAGGCAGAAGCGAGGUUCUUUUCUUUUCCUGAUGCAGUCUUCCCUUAUCUCCCAGGAAGAACCGGUCCGUUCUCCUUUAUGUGUCUUAACGGGGCAUCUUUGCAAUGCUCUCAAAGCUAUGUUCAGAUCAACAGCAAAAGCACCCUGAAAUGUCGUCAGUGCUGUCCAGUUUAGUGGGACUGGAGAGUGUGGAAAAUGAGUAUUUGUUGAAAACUCAAUCAAGUUUUUAGAAAAAAUACGUAGACAAAAAAGUUGCUGUCACGCAGUUGAGAACUUGCCCCAAAACUCCCUUCGAGACAGGAGCAAAGGAGUGAGAUUUGCAAAGAGUGCUGCUGUCGUACCUCCAUGCUUCAUGAAGACUGAUACAGAUAAGUGUUGCCAAGAAACAUCUCUAUAGCAGGAGUGUGGUAAAACGUGUUUGUUUUUUCCCAAUAUGUCAGCAUAAAUAGCAAUGAUGGGAGCAAGAGAAAGUUGGUCUGAGACCCCCAUGAGAAGGAAUGAUUUUCAGUUACUGAUGCGGGCAGCGUUCUCACAGGUAGAGUCCAGAGACGAACUGUGGUCUCGGCAGGCUUUGUACCCACGAAUGCUCCUCUGCUCAGUGUCUGUAUUUCUGUCCUACAGUUUUCUUUGGUUGCAUUUCAAGCCCAGCACAGGAUGUAUAUGAGAUGACAAUCGGCUCCAUGAAGUUCCAGGUGGCCACUCCUGUUAUUACCAAGGAAACUGGAGAUGUCAUUGUAAACAUAUCAAACAAAACCGUCAACCUCCAAACAGGCGUCUCUAAAGGUGCUGGGAAAGAGGUUGAAAACGAGUGUGCUGAACUAGCCUUGCAGCCUAAUGCUGGCUAUAUAACUACCAAAGCAGGAAGCUUGCCAUGCCAGAAAUAAUCCAUUUUGUCACCCAAGAUGAUAUGAAAGUGCCAGUCUCCAAAGUGCUUCAGGAAUGUGAAUUACAGCAGUACGCCUCUGUUACCAUCCCAGCAGUUGGAGCAGGUCAGGCAGGCUGUUUUCCGGACAUAGUCGCUGAUGAGAUGAUGGAUGCAGAAACUGACUGCAAGGAGGAACUCUACUCCAUCUGUGAAAACUAUUAAACCUGUCAUUUUUCAGUCGUAUCUUCUGACUGUGUUCCAUACAAGCUUGAAAAAAAGAGAAAAUCCUGGUAAAGAAGAUUCAAAGAAGAUUCCUACGUGUCCUUUGACAGUAUGACAAAUACGUGCGUGGAAAGUGCUUUUAUAAGAAAGCAGAAAGCUGUCUCACUCGUCAUUCACAAGACAAAGUACCUGGCGAAUAUAGAAGGUGGAUACGCUACAGAUGGGGAUGGACAACGUAUGGUGCUUACACGUACUGAUAAAUCUGCAGAUCAGGAAUCAACAGCACUGCCCAAAAAAUGGGACGACAUGCAAAAUCAGCAGCUCAAAAUAGCAGAAUUGAAACCAGAAGCAAAAGACUACAAGCAAGUGAAGGAAAGGUUUCUGAAGACCGCUCCAUCACUGAAUCUGAAAAUUGAAAAGCAGUUUCUUCUAAGGUACCUGGUGAGCGUGCUCUUUUCUUCAAAAAAGUGUCAGAUGGACGACAAAAACAGCGACAACAGCAAUGAGAAGUUUCCGUCCCGUGGGGCAAGCGCAGCGUCGUUAACCUUCAUUAGCAACUGCGGAUUUAACCGCAGCUAUGCUGGAAUGCACGCUGCACCGUAUGAAAAUGGAACUUGGCUGUUCACGCCAGCUAUUCUGCUAAUGACCUCUACUCAAAACCAGAUGCAAACGUGGAGCGGGUUCACCUGCAAACCACUGGAAGAGCGGAGUUACAGACCUUCUGGACACAAGUUCUCAUGUAAUACUCGUUCAGCGUAAGUGUACAAGGACAGUGGCAAAGGACAUUGUGAAAAUGAUGACAGAGUAAAUCUAAUGUCACCGAGCGUUCUCCAGCAAGUUCCAAACCACUUCUUGGAUGUAUGACCACUUAGGACCAUUCAA